Molecule: messenger RNA, 3699 nt
Organism: Epinephelus fuscoguttatus (brown-marbled grouper)
Lineage: Eukaryota; Metazoa; Chordata; Actinopteri; Perciformes; Serranidae
Product: zinc finger protein DPF3-like
Exons: 11
Coding region: 44-1087 (347 amino acids)
Cellular component (GO): nucleus
Source: RefSeq, a predicted model, not a curated record
CUCAGAACUGCAAGACGCCGAUAUUGCGUUACAUUGUAGCAAAAUGGCGGCUGUCAUUCAGAAUCCACUAAAAGCGUUGGGUGACCAGUUCUAUAAGGACGCCAUUGAGCAGUGCCGCAGCUACAAUGCUCGCCUGUGUGCUGAACGAAGUGUCCGCCUGCCAUUCCUGGACUCACAGACCGGCGUGGCCCAGAACAACUGCUACAUCUGGAUGGAACGACACCACCGCAGCCCCGGGGUCGGCGCCGGGCAGAUGUACACAUACCCCGCCCGCUGCUGGAGAAAGAAGAGACGGCUGCACAACGCCACAGAUCCACGCCUGGGCAUCUACGGUCUCCAGCUCGACGGUGGCCUCAUGUCCAAGGACUCCUUGCCCACCCAGAGCACCACACUGGAGGCUCUGCUACGAGGAGAGGGUCUAGACAAGAGGAACAACUCUAAGAACGACGAGGAGAGUCUCCUGGAGAUCCAGAGGGUUCUGGAGGCAGACGCAGCAGAGGAUGCUUUCAAUGAUGAUGAUGACUACGAGGUGGACACUCCCAAGAGGAGACAUCGGGGCAAAGGAAGAGGUCGGGGUUCAGGCCGCAGGAGGGCAGAUAUGGAUGACGACAAGCCAUACGUCUGUGACAACAGAUACAAACAAAAGCAGAAUACGAAAUCUUCAGCCUCAGUCUGUGCGAAGCGCUACAGGAACCGCACGGGACUAAGCUACCACUACACCCAUUCCCACCUGGCAGAGGACGGCAGAGCCGGAGAGAGGAGCUCAGUGGCGUCUAAAUCCCCCCCUGCACAACAGACAGACAGACACAAACGUCCAAAAGGUCCAGGUGGGACCAGCAUUCCCAACAACUACUGUAACAAAUGCCAGGGUGCGAUCAAGAAAACGGGUAAAUCUGGGUCUCCUUUCUCAACCUGCCAAUGCAAAACUGACCGCGGAGAAGAGAAGGAAGACGGGACUUUUACUGGAGCAGAGGAGCUGUUCGGCACCACCUCGGAGAGCGACACCUCCACCUUUCACGGCUUUGAGGACGACGAGCUGGAGGAGCCCGCCACAAACAGCAACGGAAUAUCUAACCGACACAGAUAGAGAGAACCUUCUAGAUUUAAAGAGACGAUUUUUUUAUAUGGAUUAACCUCUGGCAAAAAUCUGCUGCUUCUUUUUCAAUGUUUUUUGUUUGCAGAAAGCACAAAGUGAUAAUUUCAGGACAGAAAUGCAAGUGGUAUUUUAUCUACUGAACAUUGUUGAAUAAUUUAUGAACACCUUUUUAUAUAUAAAUAUAUAUAUUAACUUUUAAGGCUAUGAAAGACUGUCAGUGUUUCUUGACAAGUGACUCGGUCUCCAUGCAAAACAGAAGAUGGAGUGAUUCUUUUUUCCCCCCCCCGUCACUGGAGCAGAAGGAGCAUAAACGUGAUGAACAAAAAAACACUGGAGAAAUCUGAACAAUUGAAAAAUUUAAAGGCAUAAAUUAUACAGUUCGUUUGGAAUAUGAUUGAAUGUCACUGCAGACCCGUACCUGAGCUGCUGGGUGUUUUUGAAUCAGCAGUCGGGUGUGACGAUGAAGGUCUCUGCUUCUGCUCUAACUCUGGAUUAAACUUGUAUGAAAAUGAAGGAACUAAUGAAAGGACUGCUACACGCCACUGGAAGUGUUUUGAGAUGAAGAAGCCUUUAAAAAAAAGUCUUUACAGAGAAAGACGACUAAAUAAAUGAAAGGAGCACUCAACACAUUGGCAUGUGGCCCAGAGGUGGGGGUGACCAGUGAAGAAGAGGAUUUAACUCUGAAAACUAAUGAGCCUUCAUGUCCCUUCUGAUUUGGGCCUGAAAUAACUGACUGAAACGGAUGAACAGACAUCCACCACUUCUACAGGCCAUGUGGCUUAAUUGAAGCAACUGCUCCCUUGACGAUAUGUAUUGAUCCCUUCUGAACAUUUGAAAUGUGAGUAGAUCCAGCUUCAUUUCAUCCUUUCUGCACUGUGCUGGAACUCCACUGAGCUAUGGGAACACUAAAGGCCAGGCCUUUGGACUGUUUGUGCCCGACGGGUGCAUUUGGGGCCCCCGCGGCCCAGCCUGCCCACUCCUGCUCUGUGACUGUGUGUCUGCCGUGUGAUCCGAUGUGACACUAGGACGUCAUUAUCCUCAUCACUGUGCCAGCCUGCCGCUCUGCACUGGAAACCAGCUCUGACAGCCAUGACCCUCCAACCCGAUUGGACCAGUGACCCCCUGACCCCCAGCCAUAGACACGGUGCUCAAAUCCACCACUAUUACAUGCAGACCUCUGGACUACUGUAUUAAUAUGCUGACACGGACGCAAAGGUUUUUAUCUUUCUGCCUCUGUCCCUCUGUCUGUUUUCGCUCUCUAUUUCCUGGGCCUCUGUGAUCUCACUCUGACUCAAAUGCGUUGCAGUAAUAUAGCUCUUUUAUUUUCAUCUUUUCUCUGUUGUAUGAUAUUUCUAUGUUUUGAACUCUUUAAGGUUUGAUUAGUAUGACUUCUUGGGUUUGUUCAGACUGUAUUGAUACCUCUGUCCUGAUCAGGUGCACAAUAGCCACAACUACUCAGGCAUCUUUUCAUUUCCUCUGCUGUUGAUUGUUCAGCCACUCAGCCCUGAUUCAUGUGAUUGUAUUCAGUUGGCAAGGAGGGACAAUAACGCCACACGUGGAUCCCAUCAUAAUCAGCUCCCUGUAGGGAUUCGGGAUGUUGCAGUCUUAUGCUAUAGCAAGACAUCGCAAUAACAAGCUUCAACUUCGUCUGGUCUCUGCUGAUUUUUGCCUGGUGUCACUCUCGCCGUGCAAAACCUCUCCGCUUUCCGUUUGAAACCUACCGUCUCAGCAGACAGUGACAGCAGUGAGAAUCAUCUCAGAUGCAUUUGAGAACAAUAUUGUUUGUAGACAGGCAUAACUCUGCUCAGACCCACAUACUUAGUGAGAAAUGAAAACUGUAAAUCCAAGUUAUGUGACAUUUCCGUUGAGUGCUUUAGAGGGCCUAAUUGCUUUAUGACAUUUAGAAGGUGCUUGCAGUACUGUAUCAAAAAGCCUUUGAGGUCCAUAGGUUGCACAUACUAUGUAAGAGGUCUGUGUCCUUCCAUGUGAUUAUUCAGUAUCGCUGCAAUGUAAUAAUAGCCGCUCCGUUUUUGAAGCUAACCAUAAAUCCUAUGUGUCUGGUGUAACUCGCGUUAAGUGCUUGUGCAUUCAAACCAUCUUUCUUCGCUUCCCUCAGGGACCCUCCACACAACAGUUUAUCUCCUCUGGACAAAGAAUGGAUCUGAGACUUCUCAAUUAUCUUGUCUUCUUCUCUUGUAUCAGUUAUGUGGUGUUUCCACAGUUAAAUGGGUCAUUGUGUCUUUUAUCUUCCAAAGUCAUGCCAGUAAGUGAAAGCAUGUGUCAUCAAUCAUAACCUGCUUAAUGUUACCUACCGUAUAUGAACAGGCCUAGUGUGGUGCAGUUCUGAACAAAAGGAGAAGCUCUUAAAUGCAAAAGUCAGUGAUGUCUGCUUUGAACUGUGUGUCACCAAUCAUUGAAUAGCCUGUAUACCUCGUCAAAGACACAGCAAUAGGCCCUGGUACUCUCUUGUCAAAGCCUGCCGGGGGUGUAGAGGGAGGAAUCGGGGUGGGAACGGAGCCAAGAGGAGAUGAAAUGGACAUGACUGAGCGUUUGUUUCCUCUUCAGCUGUAAAUACGAGUCGAAAUGGAGAGAAUGAAGAAGUC